GCCGGUCUGGGAUGUACCUUUCCAUCUGUUGCUGUUUCCUCCUAUGGGCUCCUGCCCUGACACUCAAAAACCUGAACUACUCAGUGCCGGAGGAGCAAGGGGCCGGCACGGUGAUCGGCAACAUCGGCAAAGAUGCUCGCCUGCAGCCGGGGCUUCCGCCCGCAGAGCGAGGCGGCGGUGGCGGCGGGCGAAGCAAGUCCAGCAGCUAUCGGGUGCUGGAGAACUCGGCGCCGCACCUGCUGGACGUGGAAGCGGACAGCGGGCUCCUCUACACCAAGCAGCGCAUUGACCGCGAGUCUCUGUGCCGCCACAACGCCAAGUGCCAGCUGUCCCUCGAGGUGUUCGCCAAUGACAAGGAGAUCUGUAUGAUCAAGGUAGAGAUCCAGGACAUCAACGACAACGCUCCCUCCUUCCCCUCGGACCAGAUUGAGAUGGACAUCUCAGAGAACGCGGCCCCGGGCACCCGCUUCCCUCUCACCAGUGCGCACGACCCCGACGCCGGCGAGAACGGGCUCCGCACCUACCUGCUGACGCGCGACGACCACGGCCUGUUCGCGCUGGACGUCAAGUCCCGCGGCGACGGCUCCAAGUUCCCAGAGCUGGUUAUCCAAAAGGCGCUAGACCGCGAGCAGCAGAACCAUCACACGCUGGUGCUGACCGCCCUGGACGGCGGCGAGCCGCCGCGCUCCGCCACGGUGCAGAUCAACGUGAAGGUGAUUGACUCGAACGACAACAGCCCCGUCUUCGAGGCGCCCUCCUACCUGGUGGAGCUGCCCGAAAACGCCCCGCUGGGCACCGUGGUCAUUGAUCUGAACGCCACCGACGCCGACGAGGGUCCCAACGGCGAAGUUCUCUACUCUUUCAGCAGCUAUGUGCCCGACCGCGUGCGGGAGCUCUUCUCCAUCGACCCCAAGACCGGCCUGAUCCGGGUCAAGGGCAACCUGGACUAUGAGGAGAACGGGAUGCUGGAGAUCGACGUGCAGGCCAGAGACCUGGGCCCCAACCCCAUCCCGGCCCACUGCAAGGUCACGGUCAAGCUCAUCGACCGCAAUGACAACGCGCCGUCCAUCGGUUUCGUCUCCGUGCGCCAGGGGGCGCUGAGCGAGGCGGCCCCGCCCGGCACCGUCAUCGCCCUGGUGCGGGUCACCGACCGAGACUCGGGCAAGAACGGGCAGCUGCAGUGCAGGGUCCUGGGAGGAGGCGGGCCGGGCGGCGGCGGCGGCCUGGGCGGCCCGGGGGGCUCCGUGCCCUUCAAGCUGGAGGAGAACUACGACAACUUCUUCACGGUGGUGACCGACCGCCCGCUGGACCGCGAGACCCAGGACGAGUACAACGUGACGAUCGUGGCGCGGGACGGGGGUUCGCCUCCACUCAACUCCACCAAGUCGUUCGCCGUCAAGAUUCUGGACGAGAAUGACAACCCGCCUCGCUUCACGAAGGGGCUCUACGUGCUGCAGGUGCACGAAAACAACAUCCCGGGAGAGUAUCUGGGCUCGGUGCUGGCCCAGGACCCCGACCUGGGCCAAAACGGCACGGUGUCCUAUUCCAUCCUGCCGUCGCACAUCGGCGACGUGUCCAUCUACACCUACGUGUCCGUGAACCCCACCAACGGGGCCAUCUACGCCCUGCGCUCCUUUAACUAUGAGCAGACCAAGGCGUUUGAGUUCAAGGUGCUUGCUAAGGACUCCGGGGCUCCCGCGCACUUGGAGAGCAACGCCACGGUGAGGGUGACGGUGCUAGACGUGAAUGACAACGCUCCGGUGAUCGUCCUGCCCACGCUGCAGAACGACACGGCCGAGCUGCAGGUGCCGCGCAAUGCCGGCCUGGGCUACCUGGUGAGCACCGUGCGCGCCCUCGACAGCGACUUCGGCGAGAGCGGGCGCCUCACCUACGAGAUCGUGGACGGGAACGACGACCACCUGUUUGAAAUCGACCCAUCCAGCGGCGAGAUCCGCACGCUGCACCCCUUCUGGGAAGACGUGACGCCAGUGGUGGAGCUGGUCGUGAAGGUGACGGACCACGGCAAGCCCACCCUGUCCGCGGUGGCCAAGCUCAUCAUCCGCUCGGUGAGCGGCUCCUUGCCCGAGGGCGUUCCUCGGGUGAACGGCGAGCAGCGCCACUGGGACAUGUCGCUGCCGCUCAUCGUGACCCUGAGCACCAUCUCCAUCAUCCUCCUAGCGGCCAUGAUCACCAUCGCUGUCAAGUGCAAGCGCGAGAACAAGGAGAUUCGCACUUACAACUGCCGCAUCGCCGAGUACAGCCACCCGCAGCUGGGCGGGGGCAAGGGCAAGAAGAAGAAGAUCAACAAGAACGAUAUCAUGCUGGUGCAGAGCGAGGUGGAGGAGAGGAACGCCAUGAACGUCAUGAAUGUGGUGAGCAGCCCCUCCCUGGCCACCUCCCCCAUGUACUUCGACUACCAGACGCGCCUGCCGCUCAGCUCGCCGCGGUCCGAGGUGAUGUAUCUCAAACCGGCCUCCAACAACCUGACUGUUCCCCAGGGCCACGCGGGCUGCCACACCAGCUUCACCGGGCAAGGGACAAACGCGAGCGAGACCCCAGCCACGCGGAUGUCCAUAAUUCAGACAGACAAUUUUCCCGCAGAGCCCAAUUACAUGGGCAGCAGGCAGCAGUUUGUUCAAAGUAGCUCCACGUUUAAGGACCCAGAAAGAGCCAGCCUGAGAGACAGUGGGCACGGGGACAGUGAUCAGGCUGACAGUGACCAAGACACUAACAAAGGCUCCUGCUGUGACAUGUCUGUUAGGGAGGCGCUCAAGAUGAAAACGACGUCAACUAAAAGCCAACCACUUGAACAAGAACCGGAAGAGUGUGUUAAUUGCACAGAUGAAUGCCGAGUGCUUGGUCAUUCUGACAGGUGCUGGAUGCCACAGUUCCCUGCAACCAAUCAGGCUGAAAAUGCAGAUUACCGCACAAAUCUCUUUGUACCCACAGUUGAAGCGAAUGUUGAGACCGAGACUUAUGAAACUGUGAAUCCCACUGGGAAAAAGACUUUUUGUACAUUUGGAAAAGACAAGCGAGAGCACACGAUUCUCAUUGCCAAUGUGAAACCUUAUUUAAAAGCCAAACGUGCCCUGAGCCCUCUCCUCCAAGAGGUCCCUUCAGCAUCAAGCAGCCCGACCAAGGCGUGCAUCGAGCCUUGCACUUCCACAAAAGGCUCCCUGGAUGGUUGCGAAGCAAAGCCAGGAGCCCUGGCCGAGGCGAGCGGCCAGUACUUGCCCACUGACAGUCAGUAUCUGUCCCCCAGCAAGCAGCCAAGAGACCCUCCCUUCCUGGCCUCUGAGCAGAUGGCAAGGGUCUUCGCAGACGUGCAUUCGAGAGCCAGCCGGGAUUCCAGCGAGAUGGGCACCGUCCUGGAGCAACUUGACCACCCCGGCCAGGAUCUGGGCAGAGAGUCGGUGGAUGCAGAGGAGGUCGUGAGGGAAAUCGACAAGCUUCUGCAGGACUGCCGGGGAAAUGACCCUGUGGCUGUGAGGAAGUGAAGAAGAACAAAAGGCAUUGGCAUCUUCCUGUUUCUUCUUUUGAUUGAAAACUGAUCCCUCCUGGUGACAACCCCGUUUUACAGGGAUGAAGAAAGACCCAUGCUGUUUUCAGGCUCUUAGUGAACAUCUGAAGUGCCCACGAGUACGUUCUUUUCACUGCUGUUUCUUUUUCAGAGAUAACGAUGGUUUUGUUCUGACCAGAAUUAUAUUAGGACAGAAUUAACAGAAGCUCAAAGAGGAAAGACAAACAGAGAAGAAAAAGGAGAGGAGAUAAAAGAGGAUGAUGAAGCAAGUUACCUUUUGACAAUCUGUUAGGAAGGUAUGCAGUGUGAGAAUGGAAGAUUUUUUCUGAUUGCUCUAAGACUGUCCUCCAUGAUUAAUGCUGACUUAACUGUUUACCUAUAAACCCCAUACAAAGCAGGGUCAUAAUAUUUGAUCUGUGGUAGAAUUUCUAGCAGUCACCACAGGCUUCUACUGAACGUCCCGAAAAGACCUUGCAGUAGUCCAAGCUACACCAAACAUUAACACAUAUUUGUGGUAAACAUUUCUGUAUAAAGUUACCUGCCACACAUAUAAACACAGAGAACAUUCCAUAUCAUUAGUCAAAAAAAAUUAAAAACUGGGUCAUUUGUAAAACACCUCAUGUCGUAUGAAAGUUAAAUGUAAAAAGAUAUAUUCCAUUUUGUCCUGCACACACAUAGACUAACUCACUUCAUGAAAGAAGAAGAAAAUUUAAAGGUUUAAAAUCCCUCUUUAGCAUUUUAGUGUCCAGCAAACAUAUAUGUAACAAUGGAUAUGUUUUAAAUUUGCCCUGGAAAAGUUCUGAAAAGUAGUUACCAUUGAGUGCUGAUAUUCAGAGACAAUUAACAUGAUUGAUAUGUUUUAUUCAUUUGUGGACACUAAAAUAGCUCAGGAACGUGAAAAUGUUUUAGACAUACACAAAUCACAUGACCAUUUAAAUGUGCAAAUGUAAGAAGAUUAAAUGUGUUUACAUCAAAUGACAUAUUUUUAUUGAUUUAUUGCAGAUUCAGUGCAUAUGAGCCAAAUUGUUGAGUGUAUAAGAGCUAUAUUGUGUAUUUUAUUAAAUUAAUAUAUAGUUGUGUUGCAAAAAUAUUUGGGCUUAUAUUGUAAAUGGCAAGUGUUGCCUCGGUAGCUGUCGAACUCUAUGAGUUUUGUUUUUUCCUGCUUCCUUUUCCCCAUGGAGUGUUGGAAGCAGUGCCUCAGAGCAAAGUCUCUUGUUUAAUGUAUAGUCUACCAAGUACUACAGUACAUAAUCUGUUCAAAAUGUGUUUGAGUGAGCUGAUGGAGCUAACUGAAAGGUCAAAAAAUACAUCUGUCAGUCACGGUUAUGUGCAAGUCCUUUGUGGAAGCUUUUAUUAAAGUCACGCUAAAUCACAAGAAUUACAUUUGUACCAAUACCUGAAACUUCUUCAUGUUUUUCGAUAACUUGCAGCUUCUGCCUAUGUAGAUAUCAUACUGUUGAUUAGUUCUCAAAAGUAUCCUAAGUGGUUCAAGAUGUGUGUUCCCAUUAUAUUUCAAAACCAUGCAAAAUGCUUUAAUGCAUGUGUGGUACCAGCACUGGUUACUUGCAUUGUGUCGUGUUUUACAAGAGGUCUUGGUCUUAACAAAAGGUUUGCCUUUUUUUUUUUCAGUGCUCUUCUGCCUCUUUUUAUUGGUGUCCUUUGAGAACAAUACACCUAUACUUUCAUUUUGUUGCACCUUUCCUUGUGACAUUUAGCAAGUUUCAAACUUACUUCCAUAUGAGGCUAGGAAACCUCAAAUUUCAGGAAUUGGGAAAAAGUAAAAUUAGCACUUGCAGAAGUAGCAGCAGAUGGGAAAAUGCCUUGAUUGACAUUUUCCUUCAGCAUUUAAAAAUUUUGGCAUUUUACAGCUUCAUGACAAACAGUUUCCAGCCCAUACCUUAGAAUAUGUGGUGCUGAGUUAAAUAAAGGCUGUUUGUGCACUGGAGCAGAAAAAUGCAUUAUUUGCAAACUGGUGGAGAAUUCUGUGCCUUCUUUCCUGGCCACCAAGCCAGUGUAGUAACAGCGUAAAUGUCAUAAAAAUCCUUAUAUCAAAAACAAAAGCAAAAACAAACACAGAGGUGAAUUGAGUUUUGUAAUUUUAAACCUCGAAAAAUCCAACUGAAAAGAUUUCCGUCCAAUGCUGUCAAGAUUUAAGACUGUACCUCGUCUGCAGAACUGCUUUGAAAGGGAAGAGUGGACGACUCCCAUCAGCCUUAUCCUCUUGAGAACUGUAUUUGGUUCCUAGUAACAGCCUUUCCAAAGCUCUACUCUUGGUUUUUAUUAUUCAUAAAUGUUUAAAUUAGAAAAGCAAGGAUCUUGUACAUGUGAAACUUAAUUGACUAUAUUUUGGACAAUUUAUGUAUCUGAAAUGUGUCGUCUCUGUUAUAUGAUGUUAUUUUUUGCCAGGAGACUACAGGUUGAUUUAGCUUGAUAGCUGCAAUUUGAUGGAAAACUGAUUUCCAUUUAGUCUUACCAAGUGUUGCCUCUCUCUUUCUAGACAAUAGCCAAGUAGUAAAAUCUAAGGCAGUAUGUAAAUGAAAUCAACAAAGAGAGUAGGGUUCAUUUUUAAAAUGUUCUUAAUGCUGAGUAACCAGUUGUUCAAUUUAUUAGAGGUGUCUGAAGACAUUAAAACACUAUCAGAUUUUAAGAAUUGGUUGUGCCAACGUGUGAGGGAUUACCUUUAGGCUCUCUGUCACCAGUGAUUUACUAGCGUUAGCUGUUUAACACAUUAUCUGUAUUUAGUGGUGAUUAUUUAUUUACCAGUUGGUGGUAAUUCAGCAGUCAGGACGCUAAGCUUUUAUAGUUGAGUUGAAGGGAAUCUUGCUUUUAUUCAUUUGGCUGGCAACUGCCUUUAUCACAGACCUCUGGUGCUUGGCUUCCAUGGAAGUCUCUGAGAUGCCAAAAUUACCCCUUUGGGGAGCAACUUGCUCUAAGGUGAUGCAGUGAUAUUUCAAGGGGUUUUUGUCACAAUUCAGAAUGUGAAAAAUUAUCUUAAUUCACAUGCUCCAAUUACUAGCCCCUCAAAAAAAUCACACACAAUCAAAAUAAAUAAAAAAAAUACUUUGUCUUUUAGGUCCUUAAAUAACUGUAUCAAGCACAGAAAAAGAAUCUAUAGAAUUUUUCAUAAGAAAGUCAAAGUUCUAAAAAUUGCUUACUGAUGAACUAAAAAAUGUACCGGUAACAAAGCAGUGUUUCCAUUCACUGUUAAUGUGUUAAUGAUAAAAGAUCUUUUCAUCAAAAUUAAAAGUAGUGAGAAUCAGUGUUAGUUGUACCUAUACCAAAGUAAACAUAAAAGAGACGCAUCAUGCAGUUUCAAAGAAUGCUUUCAUGUUAUUUCUUAACCUGGCAUACUUAAUCCUUACUGCAGGCAAUAUGCAAAUAUUGGCUCACUACUCCAUAAAUUAAUUGAAUUCCUGGUUGGGAAAUUGACUUGUUUUGUUUUUUCUAAAUUAGCUGAGAUCUUGUAAAACAUGACUUCCCUUUAAAGGAUCUAGGUACUGCUCAAUUUAAAAAAUGACACCAUAAAAAAGAAAAAAAAAAAAGCAAUGUAGUGAUGGAGCAGUAUGCUUUAUUAGAACCAGGUUAAAAGCUGUUUGUUGCCUAAUGGAGUAGAAGUUGCUGAGGUCAACAAGUAGACUGAGGUUUGGCAUAAUAUAUGCCCACUCAUUAUUGUCUAAUUAUAUUCUUUUGACAACACACAACACUUAUCGGAGCAUUAAUUCAAAUAAGAGUUUUGGCUAUCAAGAUGUGUUGAUUUGAAAUGUAAUUGAAUGAGACCUGAAUAAAGUCUGACUUUCCUGGCUCCGUGUUUCGUAGGUUGGCUAUCCCCAUUUGUCAGCCCCAUCACUCCAUACGGUUCUUAGCUGCACCAAGUGAUUGGUGAACAAGGACAACAAAGCAGCAUACGUUGUAUGGAUUUAUCUCAACGCUAUUGUUUAAUGGCUGUGUUUAAUGUGACCUAUCUGGAAAAUGAGGACUCUGAAUAAAAAGCUAUUACUAAUA
Dama dama (fallow deer) is the source of this 7522-nucleotide messenger RNA. RefSeq names its product protocadherin 17 (gene PCDH17). Gene Ontology annotation, biological process: homophilic cell-cell adhesion. NCBI's taxonomy places the organism in Eukaryota, Metazoa, Chordata, Mammalia, Artiodactyla, Cervidae. The transcript is spliced from 4 exons. The record is from RefSeq and is a predicted model, not a curated record. Gene Ontology annotation, cellular component: plasma membrane. Bases 12 to 3497 code for a protein of 1161 amino acids. Gene Ontology annotation, molecular function: calcium ion binding.